AUGGCGACAACCACCGGAUGGGCACAGCUGCGGCAGCAGGCUAGGUCGCUAGAAACCCAAACAGACAACCUCUUUCAAACAUAUUCAUCCUUUACCUCCAACCCGUCAAAGAAACCGUCUGAAGACGAAAUACGGAUAGAAGCUCAGUUACAAGACCUCCUUACAAGGCGAGAUGCUGUUGUAGCUUCCCUCUCCCGAACUCUCGACUCGGAUUCAGCUGCCGGUUCAUCCGCUACCAAACUCCAAAAUGUUCUUCGACACAAAGAAAUUCUUUCAGACCAUCGUAAAGAAUACCAACGUCUAAAAACCGCAAUUACACAGGCUCGUAAUCAUACAAACCUUCUCAGCUCUGUGCGCGACGACAUCAACCAAUACCGAACAUCUACAAAUGUAACAAAUGAGGCAGAGUACCGCCUUGAGGAGCGCGAUGCAAUCGAACGUUCGCAUGGAAUGGCGGAUACUGUUCUUGCUACAGCCUAUGCCGUCAACCAGGAAUUCGGACAACAACAUUUGCAAUUAGCCAGUAUAAACCGAAGAAUCAAGGGAGCUGCUAUGCAAAUUCCCGGAAUCAAUACAUUGAUUGGAAAGAUCAAUACAAGAAAGAAGAGAGACAGUGUCAUUCUGGCUUGUUUGAUCUCGCUUUGCUUUUUAAUGCUGCUCUGGAUUCGGUAA
Messenger RNA from Orbilia oligospora ATCC 24927, 672 nucleotides. RefSeq lists its product as uncharacterized. Gene Ontology annotation, cellular component: Golgi membrane; SNARE complex; cis-Golgi network. Lineage: Eukaryota; Fungi; Ascomycota; Orbiliomycetes; Orbiliales; Orbiliaceae. The record is from RefSeq and is a predicted model, not a curated record. Gene Ontology annotation, molecular function: SNAP receptor activity. Gene Ontology annotation, biological process: endoplasmic reticulum to Golgi vesicle-mediated transport; vesicle fusion. Bases 1 to 672 code for a protein of 223 amino acids. The transcript is spliced from 3 exons.